AUGGGGAGGGUCCUACCCCUCUCCCAAGGUGACACCCCCAUCUCUCCACAACGAAACCUCGGCUGCUCGGUUGGUCCACCUCCAGCACAAUCGCUGAACCAGGCGCAUCCCACCAACUCAAAUCACUACCCGAACCGCGUAUACUACUGUGCAAAAACGAAUUUGCUUGUACAUGAUGUGCAGAUGGACACGUGUCGACGUCUUAUGAGCUUUCGUCGUGAACAAUACACCCCCCUCUUCCCCAAAUCAUUCGUUUACUCCCUGGAGACCUCUGAAGCAAAGCAAAACCCUAGCCCUUCAUUGCCGCCGUCGUGCCCGAGGUCCUCAGCGCCGCCGCCGUUCCCAGGUCCUCAGCGUCGCCGCUUCUUCCUCUUCCCCGUGUCCGGAACUCAGGUAGCUCGUCACGUCGUCUUCAUCUUCGCUGGCUUCUCUGUUCGUGGCUUGGAGCAGCUCGCCGUCGUCUCGCCUAUCGCCUCGUCUCGCCGAUUGCCGUCCCUUCCUCCAUCGAAGGUAUCAAUGGAUAAAAUGAAAUGAAAAACCUACUCCAUGGGAAAUUACUCCAAUAAUUGUAUCUAAUCAUGUAUCUUGUAUUGAAC
Messenger RNA from Arachis duranensis, 596 nucleotides. RefSeq lists its product as uncharacterized. The transcript is spliced from 5 exons. The record is from RefSeq and is a predicted model, not a curated record. The coding region runs from base 1 to 534 and encodes 177 amino acids. Lineage: Eukaryota; Viridiplantae; Streptophyta; Magnoliopsida; Fabales; Fabaceae.